GUUGUAGCCUCCCCUGGUCCAAGUUCUGAGACUCCAGCCGACCUCCCAAGAACUAGGACCAUCCUUUCGAUGUAACAAUGGCUGGCUCUCACUAACUAGACUAGGAACACCGGCUUGUGUGGAGCGAACUCGUAUUUCUUGGUCUGGCUAUAUCCAACGCCUCGCUCGCCACCGUCUUUGAACGUCCCACCGGCCUCUGUCCAAUACCUUCUGGCCUCCGUCAGCUUAUCCAAAAUGCGCGGCGUACUAUCUGUCGCGUUGCUAGUGAGCAGCGUCAGUGCGAUCUGGCCGUUGCCAAAAGAGUAUCAGCACGGCAAAGACGUCCUAUGGAUCAAUAAAGACAAAGUUGACGUCGAAUACCACCAAUCGGGAUCUAACACUAAGCGUGAAGAGGGCACCGGAUCUGCCAGCAAGAUUGUUCAGAAUGCUGUUCAGAGAACAUAUGAUACUCUCUUCAGCAAGAACUUCGUGCCAUGGAUGUUGAGGCCUAGGCUUUCAAACUAUGAACCGGACACCAACUCUAGCGGCACGUACAUCACCACCAUCACCAUUCAGCAGACCGGGGCGGAUCCAGACGAUGUGAAGAAACCCGACACUGAGAUCGACGAGUCCUAUAGUCUGGAGGUCACUACUGAUGGCAAAGUCACCGUUACUGCCAAAACUUCAAUUGGCAUUCUCUGGGGUCUCACCACCUUCACGCAACUCUUCUUCCAGCACUCAAACGGCGGAGUCUACACAGACCUCGCACCUGUUUCUAUCAAGGAUGAGCCAAAGUUCAAAUGGCGUGGGCUCAACGUCGACACAUCGCGCACCUUUAAGCCUCUGUCAGAUCUCUACGCUAUGAUUGAUGCUUUGUCUUACAACAAGAUGAACAGACUUCACUGGCACGUUACAGAUGCGCAGUCAUGGCCACUCGAAGUUCCAGCACUGCCGGACCUUAUGCCAAAGGGUGUCUACGAGCCAUCUCAGAAGUAUACUGUUGAUGAUGUGCGAAAGCUGCAAGAAUAUGGCUCGCUUCUUGGUGUCGAGGUCGCCAUGGAAAUUGACAAUCCAGGUCACACUUCUUCGAUCUGGUUCUCGGACCCAGACCUCAUCGCAGCAUUCAAUAAGCAGCCCGACUGGACGACAUACUGCGCAGAGCCUCCUUGCGGAUCUCUCAAGCUCAAUUCCACCAAGGUGUACGACUUCCUUGAGACUCUUCUCGACGACCUUCUGCCACGCCUGAAGCCUUUGACAUCGUAUUUCCACCUUGGCGGAGAUGAAGUCAACAAGAACACGUACCUUCUAGACGACACUGUCAAAUCUAACGAGUCGUCGGUCCUUCAGCCAUUGAUGCAAAAAUACAUGGAUCGCAACAUGAACCAAACCAAAUCCUACGGUUUCACACCUCUUGUCUGGGAAGAAAUGCUCUUGGACUGGAAUCUCACUCUCCCCAAGGACACCAUCAUCCAAGCAUGGCAAUCCGACGAAGCCGUCGCCAAGAUUACAGCUCAAGGAUACAGAGUCAUAACAGGAAACUACAACUACUGGUACCUCGACUGCGGUAAAGGACAAUGGAUCGACUUCGCGCCUUCCAACGCAGCAGGCUUCUGGCCAUUCCUGGAUUACUGCGCUCCCUACCACAAUUGGCGUGCCGUAUACAGCUACGACCCACUACACGGUGUACCUGAGAACUCCACACAUCUCGUACUCGGCGGCGAAACGCACAUUUGGAGCGAGCAGACUGACGCUGUUAACUUCCAGCAAAUGGUCUGGCCACGCACUUCUGCUGCAGCAGAGGUCCUAUGGAGCGGCGCCAAAGACGCCCAAGGCCAAAAUCGCUCGCAAAUUGAAGCUUCGCCGCGUUUGGCGGAGAUGCGCGAACGUCUUGUUGCAAGGGGCAUGAAAGCGGAACCUGUCCACAUGCCUUUCUGUACCCAGAAUGGAACGCAAUGCGCGUAUCCUUCGUGAUCUGGAGUGAUGUAACGGGUUUUAUGAUGGAAGCUGUAGUAGUGUCAGGACACUCGAAUGAGAUUUAUGUAGUGCGAUAUGGAAGCUAUUUUUUUUAUAACAUGCAAGC
This is a messenger RNA of Cercospora beticola, 2059 nucleotides long. RefSeq names its product beta-N-acetylhexosaminidase. Gene Ontology annotation, biological process: glycosaminoglycan metabolic process; carbohydrate metabolic process. Gene Ontology annotation, cellular component: membrane. Gene Ontology annotation, molecular function: beta-N-acetylglucosaminidase activity. The record is from RefSeq and is a predicted model, not a curated record. Lineage: Eukaryota; Fungi; Ascomycota; Dothideomycetes; Mycosphaerellales; Mycosphaerellaceae.